UUUUUUUUAAAUUACUAAUAUGAUUUUACAAUCUUUAGAGGUCAAUGGAACCUUUUCAGGGUCUGUUGGUGCAAAAUGCAAGAACCUCAUCACUCUAUCGUAAAAUAGAGGUGUCUUGUUUAUGUUUAUAUGAAACACUUUUGAUAUGUUUCAUGAAUCUGGUGUUAAAUGUUAUGUUUGCCUAGAUGUGUAAUCGGGCUUGAGUCAUGAUGUACAGAGUUUUAAGGUGUUUCUGUGAGGAAAGAGAAUGUGCAGCAGAAUGGAAAGUCCCCAUUACAUGUACAUGCUAGCUACAACAUGCCUGUGCUGUUAAUGCCACUAGCAAGCUACAUAAAACUUUCAGAUUAUCUGCAGGCAAAGUCUAGAAAUGGAACAGCCUCUUUUGUGCUCUCUCGCUCUCUCUUUCUCUCUGUCUCUCUCUCACUGAUGGCGUUUGGGGUGUGAGAGAAUUGCCUGGCCCGAGGCAGCCACAGCUCCAUCUGGACCUUGUUCUUUUGCCUUCUCAAUAAAAAGAUUGAGUGUAUAAGUGAAGCACAGAAAAAGAAAGAUAGCAGUGCAGGGUGAUGAGGAGGUUUUUUCGAGUGCAGAGAGAUGAAGAUUACAGUCAGAUUCAGUAUCUUACAGCCAAGUGCAGUCGUUUGGCACAGGAGAAAGCCGCAAUGGAGAGGGAGUGUGUGGUAUCCAGAGAGCGAGUACGGGUCCUGCAGGUGGAAUUGGAAGCUGUGUGUUUGCAGCUCCAUCAGAAAGAACACACCAUCCAGGAGCUAGUUGAAAAACUCCAACACCAACAGCACGUUGUCAGCGCAAGUGAUGCAGCACUGUUAUCUGUUCACUUGGACUCAAUAAACUCAGAACUGCAAUACCUACAGUCCACUGAGAAGCAGUUAAUAGGCUUUGUGGAAGAGCUCCACCAGCAGGCCCAGCAUGCAACUAAAAAGGCAGAGGGCCUGGAGGCGCAGCUCCACCAAGAUGCCCAGCUCCAUGCCAAGUAUAGACAAAAUCAGCAGGAUGAGCUCGAGAGUAAGUCCCAUGACCUACAGGAGCUGCAGAAGGCCCAUGAUGCAUUGCAGCAGGAGCUAAGUGAACAGAACAGUGCCCACCAGAAGACAGUGAUGGAACUGCAGCAUGAAAACACAAUCAGCGUUCACAAACUCAGAGAGUUGGCCGAGCAGGUCGAGUGGUUGUGUGAACAACAACGCAACUGGAUAUGCUGCAUCAAAAGGUUUAAAGACUGCCUGAAUGAUGAGAAGGAGGCCCUGGUUCUGCAGGUGAACAGGCUACAGGAAGAAUUGCUUGAUCUUCGAAAGAACACAAAGUCUGAGGCGAUCAGUAGAGAAGAUACACUACCCAAAGUGCAUUGCAGCAGAUGGCACGUAGAUGCCAUGUUGGAUCUGCAGGUCGAGGCUGAUAAGUGGAAAGAAAGAUACCAGGAACUCUUUAACAAAUUCACAUCACACCAGGUGGACUGUCAUGAAGAUGGAUACCUAAAACCACCAUGAUGUUGACUGACAUCCUGCACUAUUUUAAAGUCAUUACUACUGCACAAGGGACAAUUCCAAACUUGACCUUUAAUAAAAUAAUGUCUGCAGAUUUAUUUACA
This is a messenger RNA of Tachysurus fulvidraco (yellow catfish), 1600 nucleotides long. Its product is annotated as protein FAM184A. The record is from RefSeq and is a predicted model, not a curated record. Bases 564 to 1499 code for a protein of 311 amino acids. Lineage: Eukaryota; Metazoa; Chordata; Actinopteri; Siluriformes; Bagridae. The transcript has 7 exons.